Molecule: messenger RNA, 2292 nt
Organism: Cajanus cajan (pigeon pea)
Lineage: Eukaryota; Viridiplantae; Streptophyta; Magnoliopsida; Fabales; Fabaceae
Product: la-related protein 1C
Molecular function (GO): RNA binding
Source: RefSeq, a predicted model, not a curated record
AAUUAGGUUUCGUAAGCCAGCUACUGCCACACUUUGUUUCUGUUUCCGCCGAGUUGCAAAACAGAAAAGAGGAGAGGCCAAGAGAAGAGAUCGCAGGUUGCGUCCAGAGUGAAACGCAAGAGGUUGAAGAAGAGGCCCUUGCUAUCCACAUCACAUACCUUCGCAAUUUCAUUUUGAUCACGCUUGCUUUGCCCCUUUCUACACUCACAAACCCUAACCUAUUUUUUUCUUCUUCUUGUUUUAAUGUUAUUUAUCUUGGCUCUUCAAUUUAAUUUUUGAUUUUUGAUACAAUUUUUGUCCACAGAUUCGUUUAUUUAUCUGCCAAUUUAUUUAUCCAUGCUCUUGUUUAUACACUGAUCGAUCAUCUAUCUAUCUAUCUCUUUUUGGCGAAAUCGGAAACCCUAAUCGGCAAUGGUUACCACCACAGUUGAUUCUUCCUCUAAUCAUCACUCCCCCACUAGUGUUGCAGAAAACCCUAACUUCCCGCGAAAAAACCUGCCUUCACCGUGGGCCCAGGUUGUUCGCGGUGCUGAUUCCGAGCCUAACCACCAAUCGCCGCCUUCUUCUUCCUCUUCGUCGUCCCUUGAUUCUGUUACUUCCAAUGGGGCCUCUGCAGCCGUUGAUGCCUGCGAUGCUGCUGUGAAACCCGCAUGGAAGAGACCCUCCAAUGAGGUCGCGGAUGUUGGGCCUGGGCCUGUAAUGGGCGCUGUCUCUUGGCCCGCGUUGUCCGAGUCCACCAAGCCCGCUGCUAAAUUAACAUCUGAAUCCUCUGCUAAGACUGCCACUGACGAUGGGUCACUCACCACCCCUCAGGGGCCUGUUAUUUCAGACUCCCCUCAGAAACAAGGUACUGGUAAUGUGAAACCUAGUCCUGCAAUGAACCAUGGUAUGGUUAAUAGGCAAAGAUCAAUGAAGCGUGGAGGGGCUAAUAGCAAUAAUGUUGUGCCUGGUCCUGCUCAGAACAACUUCUCUACACCUUCCCCAAAUCUUUCUCCACCACCUCCACCACCCUUUCCUGUGCUUCAGAUGCCUCCAAGUACAUUUGCGCAUGGGAUACCAGGGGCUCCAGUUCCUAUACCUAGGGAUCCUUACAGGAAUAAUAACUGGGAUACAAGGCCUCCACUUGGGGGUUUUAUGCCGCCAAUGAAUGAGCAUCGGAGUCCCUCUCGCAGGAGCAAUGCCGGGCACCAUCCGCGGGAUGGUUCCUAUCAUAACAGUUAUGGCAACAGGCGUGAUCAGGAUCGUGGGAGUUAUGCAAAUACUAGAGAUACUCAUGUAAAUCAACAGAGGAUACCUCCUAGGGGAUUAAUGAGGCCCCCACCACCUAAUCCUGCUUCAUUCAUGGGGCCUCAGCCUAUCCGUCCCUUUCCAAACCCUGCUGGUUUUCCUGAAUUCUAUUAUUUCCCAACACUACAAUUUGAAUCCUUUGGGGGCAUGCCAUUCUUCACACAUGCACCUCCGCCUGCAAUGUUCUUCCCGGUUGCAGAAACUCCGCUCACCAAUACAAUAGUCAACCAAAUUGAUUAUUACUUUAGUGAUGCUAAUUUAGUGAAGGAUGAGUAUUUAAGGUCCAACAUGGAUGAACAGGGAUGGGUUCCUAUUACUUUGAUUGCAAGCUUCCCACGUGUUAGAAGUUUGACAAGCAACAUUAAACUGAUACUGGAUUCAUUGAGAACUUCCACUGUCGUGGAAGUGCAGGGCGACAAGUUGAGGAGGCGUAAUGAGUGGAUAAAGUGGCUGCCCUCAGCUCAACUUCGUGCCAAGGCUGGUUCAAUAUCCCCUAGCGGAUCAAGUUAUAAUAACCUAGCAGCUGAUUUUGAGAAGAUCACAGUAGAUGAGACUAUUACAGAAGAUGUUAAUUCUGUGCCUACCACAAAUGAUGCUGCUGCUGAAGGAGAGUUCUCCAGUCAGUCCCAAGUUCCAAAUGGUGAUGCUACUACUGCAAGUAGCAACUAAAAUUCAGCACAAUUUAUCUACCCAUCCCAAAAUACUUGGCCCAUUCUAGUAUCUGGCCCUGUGUGACUCUUGAUUUUAAAAGGGUUUUUUUUUUGGAGGGGUUGGUAGGAUAGGUUGUUUGGAAGUUUGAUUCCUUUCUACAGUGACUGAGGUCGAUUUUGGUAGCAAUUGAAUCAAAUAGGGAAAGAAAUAAGAAUUCUUCGGAAUUAUUAUGGUCUAAAGAAAAAGAAAGAAGUAAACGAGACAGAAGAAAUCUAGAAUUUUGAUGGAGGUGAAUUUAUUGAGUUUUUUUUUUUUUGUAUAGCUUUAUAUUUGUUGCGGCUGAUUUAUUCUUUA